CAUAGCAACCGGAGUGAGUUCAUAGCAACGGAGGAUAAAAACGCAACACAACACUUUUUAUUCUCACAAAUGUUGAAUAUUAGAGCUUUAAUGUUUAAGUUUCAACUUUAGUAACUACAAUUAUUUAAAAAUGGGCGACAAAAAGCGUCACAAACGUGUUUUUAUCAACGAAGUCGACACGUAUUCAUCCAAACACAUCGCUCAGUUUUUAUCGACCUGUGCUGCUGGAGAGAGCUCCGAGGAGGCUGAAGAAGAAGAUACCCCGGCCUCCUCUCACCCUGAACCUGCUUUUCAGAUAGUGGGGAGUGUGUCUGCCUCCAACCAGGAUGAAACACACAGCUUUCUACACGAACUGUAUGCGGCACCAACUCGAGAUGAGCUUCUUGAGCACCUCCUGGAGUGUGAUGUAGUGAUCUACAACAUCUCAGAAUGUGCCACAAAACAGCAGGUUGACGAAGCGACAUGGGCAAUCGAAGCCCUUCAUGCCGAGAUAGAGAACUUCAAGUCUCGGAAAAUUUUCAUCUUACUCUCAACCGUGAUGAGCUGGGCCAUGACCAAGCCGCAGAAUCCGGAAGAAACAGAUGUUGUGCUAACAGAGGAGGAGUUCAGAAGAAGAAGGCCGCAUCCCAGUUUUAGAAAUCACCAUAGUCUGGAGAAACUUGUGCUCAAACUGGGAAAAGUUAAAAAGACAAAGCUUACUGGCUACGUUGUAGCUUGUGGUCUUCAGUACGGGAAGGGAGAGAACCUAUUUCAAUACUUUUUCAAGGUGUCCUGGUUGAUGCAGCUUCCUAAAGUUCCUCUAUUUGGAGAGGGCACAAAUUACAUCCCCACGAUUCAUGUAUACGACCUUGGAGGAGUGCUCCAAAACAUCAUCGAACACAGACCAAAGUCAAAAUACAUUGUCGCGGUUGAUGACUCCAAGAACACUUUAGAGGAUAUCGUAAAGACGAUAAGUGAUACACUUGGACCAGAAAACCUGGACAAAGUACCAAGUGAAGAAGCCAUCGCCAUGAAGGCGUUUAAGCCAGAGGAGCUGGAGUACCUCUGUAUCAACCUCCGCCUGGAUGCUUUUAUCAUCAGAGACUCCUUCAGUCUCAACUGGGUGUCUGAAACUGGGAUGGUGGCAAAUAUGGAGAGCAUCGUGGAAGAAUACAAAGACACCAGGCAGUUAAUUCCAAUCAGAAUCUGCCUGGUUGGACCUCCGGCUGUGGGUAAAACCACGGUGGCAGAGAAGCUCUGCGGUCAUUACCAAAUACACCACAUCAAGAUCAGAGAGGUCAUAGAGGACAAGAUCUCUCAACUGAAGGAGAUAAUGAAUGAAGCUGACCCUGCAUAUGUCAGUGAAGAGGUAGCUGUUGCUGCACAGAAACAACUGGACAACCUGAACAAAAACAUGGAAAUGAACGCCGGUCGACUGGCUGAUCAUCUACUUUUUGAAAUUUUGAAAGAAAAGUUGAAUUCAAAGCCGUGCAGGAACCAAGGAUUUGUUCUCGAUGGCUUCCUCGAGACUUAUGAGCAAGCAAAGCUCAUUUUCUCUGAUGAGGACACAGAGAACGAUGAUUUGAUUCAAACACCUGCGUGCAACAAGAAGAUCACUCCAGAGCAUGUUUUUGCCCUGAACGCGACAGAUGAUUUUCUGACAAAGAGAGUGCAGGGACUUCCACAGAGCGUGGCAGAGAAAAUGCGCUACACCCAGGAGGAGUUUGUCCCUCGCCUGACGAGAUACAGACAACUCAGCACCGCUGAGGAAACCCUGCUGGACUACUUUGAUGAGCUUGAGAUUCACCCAGAACAUAUCGAGGUCACUACCUGUGAUUCAGAGUACAAAGAUGUUAUGAAGAAGAUCACCGAGAUGGUGGGGGUUCCCAAAAACUAUGGGCUGAGUCCAGAGGAGCAGGAGGAGGAGGACAGAAGGAAAGAAGAAGAGAGGAAGCAGAAAGCAGCUGCAGAGGUCGCGGAGAAGAAACGCAGGAAUGAAGCUGCACUGGCUGAGAUGGCUGCUCAGUACGAGGAGUGGCAGAAGAAUUUGUCCGAGCUGAAACGACAGGAGUACGAGCUGCUGGAAGCUCACGCUCUUCCUCUGAGGAACUACCUGAUGAAGUACGUGAUGCCCUCACUCAGCGAGGCCAUGUUAGACUGCUGCAAGAUCAAACCAGAGGACCCCGUCGACUUUCUGGCUGAAUAUCUGCUACGCAACAACCAACAAGAGCAACAACCAACCUGAAGAGGAAAUGUUCCAAUGCAUGUCAUUAAUUCACAUUUGUUCUACAGUAAUUCAUAUAAUCAAAUGAUGAGUACAAUGAGAAGAGUGCUGUGUCAGUGUUACAGACUCAUAAUAAAUAUGAAUAAAUUUAAUUUGAA
Molecule: messenger RNA, 2361 nt
Organism: Larimichthys crocea (large yellow croaker)
Lineage: Eukaryota; Metazoa; Chordata; Actinopteri; Sciaenidae
Product: adenylate kinase 7
Exons: 18
Coding region: 131-2224 (697 amino acids)
Biological process (GO): nucleobase-containing compound metabolic process
Molecular function (GO): nucleobase-containing compound kinase activity; ATP binding
Source: RefSeq, a predicted model, not a curated record